Messenger RNA from Paramuricea clavata, 6070 nucleotides. Lineage: Eukaryota; Metazoa; Cnidaria; Anthozoa; Malacalcyonacea; Plexauridae. The record is from the annotation of a GenBank genome assembly.
GAUGUUGUUUUAACACCUGACGACGUAGCUAAUGUACUAAGAACUUUUGAUAAUGACAAAGCUCAUGGCCCAGAUGGGAUUCCUGCCCAUUUACUAACAGAAACUGCAUCUCAAAUAGCUCCAUCUCUAUGUCAAUUGUUUAACAAAUCGUUGCGUAUCGGCGUGGUACCAUCUGAUUGGAAACUCGCUAAUGUUGUUCCUGCUCAUAAAAAAGGAGACCAGGAAUUUGUGGAACAUUAUAGACCUAUAUCUCUGCUCCCUCUGGUUUCGAAAGUUCUGGAACGCUGUGUCUUCAAUACUAUUAAAGAUCAUAUUUUCUGUCGAAUAAAUCCUUGUCAACAUGGUUUCCUUCCCGGGAAAAACUGUGUGACCCAACUUAUCGAAGUUUUUGACAAGAUAGGAAAACAACUAGAUCGUGGCAAACAGAUCGAUGUAAUUUAUUUCGAUAUGUCAAAAGCUUUUGAUAAAGUUAGCCAUAAACGUCUUCUUCUUCGUCUCCGUGAAUUUGGUUUUGGAGGCAACAUUCUCAACUGGUUCCGCUCCUACCUACAAGAUCGUCGUCAACAAACAACCAUCCUCGGUGCAACAUCUUUACCUAGUCAAGUAAUAUCAGGGGUAUCUCAGGGCUCCAUUCUCGGACCGGUGUUAUUUUUGUUAUGUGAAAAUGAUCUCCCUUCUUCUGUGAAGAAUUCAUCCAUUGCAACAUACGCUGAUGACACCAAAAUCUUCAAAGAAAUCCAUAAUAUCGGUGAUGCUGCAUCGUUACAGGAGGACCUGAGUAAUUUUGAAUCAAGUUCUUCAGAUAUGGGUCUUCACUUAAACACUUCCAAAUGUAAAGCUCUGCGGGUCACCGGAAAACAUCGCAAGAUCAAGUAUCCAUACACCUUACAAGAUAGCAUGUUAGAAAACGUUGAAAAUGAGCGUGAUCUCUGCGUAUGGAUAUCAAACAAUUUGACCUGGCGCAAACAGGUAUUGGAACAAUGCUCAAAAGCAAAUAAAAUGUUGGGUUUCAUCAAAAGAUCAACAAGAACAAUCAAGAACUGUAAGGCCCGUCGGACGCUAUAUAUAACACUUGUUCGAUCGCAAAUGGGAUAUGCUACACAAGUUUGGUCUCCGCAAACCAUCGACCUCAUCGCUCGCUUAGAACGCGUACAAAGACGUGCUUCUAAAUACAUUUUAGAUCUACCUUUCCUUUGUGAAAGCAGCUACACCCAAAGGCUUAUUGACUUGGUCUUUCUACCUCUAAGUUAUUGGCAUGAAUAUCUAGACAUGUUAUUUUUCUACAAGGCAAAUUGUGGUAUCAUAUGCCUCUCAGAUACAGUUCUUCCAAAACCGAAUGAAAACUCACGAAUUACAAGAUCAGUGGAUCCGAACUCCAUAAACUUCCAAGUUAGGAAAUGUAAAACCUCUACCUACCAACAGACUUAUACUAUAAGAACAACAAGAAUAUGGAACAUACUACCAGGAUCAAUAACCGAUAAAUCUAACUCUCUAAUAACCUUUAAAAAUCUGUUAAUUAAAUAUUACUAUACCGCAUUAGAUAGGAAUUAUAAUGUGGAUGAUCCUCGGUCGUGGAAAACAAUUUGCCUGAAAUGUAACCAGGCCCGGGACCUAACCAAGUCUAUUGCAUGUUGUUUCUAAAUCAGAUAUGUAUCUAUAUAUACAUAUAUGUGUGUGUGUAUGUUUGUGUAACACUGUACUUGUACGUUUACGUUUUGGGAUCACAGUUAUUGGCUUGAAGCUGUUGUGAUUUCCUGUCACAUUUGUAAUGUUAUAUAUGUAAUGAUUGUUAUUUGUCAUGUAUCCUUGUUGUGAAAAAGCUUGUAAAAUUAAAAUUAUACCAGUCUAAUGAAUUUGAUUAUUCUCGUAAUAAAUUUUUUCAACUUUAGUAAAUUUCAUGUCCGCAUGUGUACGUAUCCGUAUGUCCGCAUGACCGUGUCCGCGUUUUCCACUACACACUUACCUUCACUUAAAUCUACUCUCUCCAACUUUUCAGGCUUAACCAACGUCCCGUUUCUCAUUUCAGUAUCUGAUUGGUAUUUAUACAUCAAAGCCUCGUCACCAAGGCAACCGAACGACACAGCUCGACUGAUCUCACCAUCGACAACACAAGCCAAAUCUUGUCUCCUCUUUUUUUACCACAUGUACGGCAAUCACAUCGGAAAACUUCGGGUAUUUAUUUUUAUUUAUUUAUUUAUUUCUAUUUAUUUUUUAACUUUCCCAAACUUUCUCAGGUGAUCAAGGUCAACACUCAUGCAAUAUACAUAAACCGAAAUUUUACAUUUUACCGUACCCAAGUUAUCCCUGAAUACAUACGCUCUCAAAACACGCCAUAAAAGAACGGAAGAACUCACAAUCAGAAUACAAGAACGGAAGAACUCGCUAUCAGAAUACAAGAACAGCAGAACUCACUAUCAGAAUACAAGAACACAAGAACUCACUAUCAGAAUACAAGAACGGAAGAACUCGCUAUCAGAAUACAAGAACAGCAGAACUCACCAUCAGAAUACAAGAACGGAAGAAGUUCAACAUCAGAAUACAAGAACGGAAGAACUCACUGUCAGAAUACAAAAACAGAAGAACUCACCAUCAGAAUACAAGAACAGAAGAACUUACCAUCAGAAUACAAGAACAGAAGAACUCACUGUCAGAAUACAAGAACGGAAGAACUCACAAUCAGAAUACAAGAACAGCAGAACUCACUAUCAGAAUACAAGAACGGAAGAACUCACUACCAGAAUACAAGAACGGAAGAACUCACCAUCAGAAUACAAGAACAGAAUAACUCACCAUCAGAAUACAAGAACAGAAGAACUCACCAUCAGAAUACAAGAACAGAAUAACUCACCACCAGAAUACAAGAACAGAAGAACUCACCAUCAGAAUACAAGAACGGAAGAACUCAACAUCAGAAUACAAGAACGGAAGAACUCACUAUCAGAAUACAAGAACAGAAGAACUCGCCAUCAGAAUACAAGAACAGAAGAACUCACCAUCAGAAUACAAGAACAGAAGAACUCACUGUCAGAAUACAAGAACGGAAGAACUCACUAUCAGAAUACAAGAACAGCAGAACUCACUAUCAGAAUACAAGAACGGAAGAACUCGCUAUCAGAAUACAAGAACAGAAGAACUCACCAUCAGAAUACAAGAACAGAAGAACUCACUAUCAGAAUACAAGAACGGAAGAACUCACUAUCAGAAUACAAGAACGGAAGAACUCGCUAUCAGAAUACAAGAACAGAAGAACUCACUAUCAGAAUACAAUAACGGAAGAACUCAUUAUCAGAAUACAAUAACGGAAGAACUCGCCAUCAGAAUACAAGAACAGAAGAACUCACCAUCAGAAUACAAUAACGGAAGAACUUACUAUCAGAAUACAAGAACGGAAGAAAUCACUAUCAGAAUACAAGAACAGAAGAACUCACUAUCAGAAUACAAGAACAGCAGAACUCGCCAUCAGAAUACAAGAACGGAAGAACUCACCAUCAGAAUACAAGAACGCAAGAACUCAACAUCAGAAUACAAGAACGGAAGAACUCACCAUCAGAAUACAAGAACAGAAGAACUCACCAUCAGAAUACAAGAACGGAAGAACUCACUAUCAGAAUACAAGAACAGAAGAACUCACUAUCAGAAUACAAGAACAGAAGAACUCACUAUCAGAAUACAAGAACGGAAGAACUCACUAUCCGAAUACAAGAACAGCAGAACUCACUAUCAGAAUACAAGAACGGAAGAACUCACUAUCAGAAUACAAGAACGGAAGUACUCACUAUCAGAAGACAAGAACAGAAGAAUUCACCAUCAGAAUACUAGAACGGAAGAACUCACCAUCAGAAUUCACGCCUUCGAAUACUUGCGGUACUCGGUACAGUAAACUGUAAAGUAUCCCACAUAAACAUAGUAUCGUACAUAAACAUGCCUUAUCGGAGUGAAACCAAAAUCGAAGAUUUUGAAGUGAACCAAACUAUACUAUACUGUAUAUUCUCGAUCUUUGUGGUAUCGAGUACUUUUCAACCUAUCGCAGAAGCUGAAAUAACAUUCAAAACUUGGCCGGCAUCCAUUGGGUAAAUUAUACGGCAGUAUAUAAAUAUUACUUUAUACCAAACACUAUACAGUAUAGUUUAAAUAAUAUCAAUUCCAACUGAUUUCUAUUUUUUGUUCGGAAAAAUGUUUGGCCAAUCUGGCAUUCGAUCGAAAAAACUGUAAUUUGGUCGGAAAACGUCCGACACACAUUCACACACUGAUAAAUAUAUAUGUAUAAUUUUAGGUCUACGUGAAAUCUGGGGGUAAGAUGGAUUCUCUGUGGAGUCUUUCUGGAGACCAAGGUAACGGAUGGUUUCAUGAACGGGUGGCUGUGAACAAUCAAACGGCAUCAUAUCAGGUGAGCAUGUAGAUCAGUGAACACCAAAUAUAACUGAAUCUAAAGAUAGCAGAUAUAGGUGGCCCAGUUGGGUAUAGAAUUAGAAGUACCUGCUUGUUCAGGUGUUCAAAUAUUUCUGAAGUUCAUCGACCAGUUAACAGAAACGACCACGCUUUUCUACUUUUCUUGCAGUUUGUAAUCGAAGGUGUACGAGGUAAUGGUUGGCGGGGCGACAUUGCAAUUGAUGAUAUCUCUGUCAUGGAUUCAUGUCUUCCAAGAGGUGAAUCACUUGCGUACUCAUAGCUAUGUAGGCCGAAGUACCAUCAAUCUUUGACAAAAUAGAGUAGGAAAGCUGCAUCGAGUCCUUCCUGCCACGUAUAGGUUAUAAUGUAUUUUUACGAUUUUAGAAAAGACUAACUUCGGCAGAUAAUAUAUUGAAGGGAAAUUUCGAGUUGAUUUUUUAUACAUUUAUUACACCUAACCAGGUGCAGUUGUGAAAAAUCUAACUACAGGACCUCUGGCAGAACCUGCGGCCCUGCGUUUCCGGUGCACAGGGACGCCGGAACUGGGGGGCAGGGGGGGGGGCAGCUGCCCCUCUUGCCUUUUGCAAGGGGGGCAGAAGUGCCCUUUUAGUUGUAGCCUGCGAAUAUGCUCUCUUUGAACUCUCUUUGAAAUUUGAGAGAGAGCCUGCAGGCCUAGCUAAUAAAAACGCGUCUGUGCGUUGCUUAGAACGACGCAGGGUUUCCCAUUGGUUGAAAUUGAAUUAACUACAGUAUACUGCCAUAAAAGGUAAUUAAAUUUACACAACAAUAGAUUCAAAUCGAAAAAUAUCGUUCUAUAGCGACGAGUUGUAUAGAAAACUAAAUCUUCGUUUGAAGUUAAAGGAUGGACAGUCAAAAGCUCUUAACAAUAUUCUAGACGGAAACGAUGUUUUUGCUGUAUAAGAGAGUUUGGCAAAUACAACGGCAACGUUCUUAUAUCAACAAUAGCAUCUUUACUCUAAGACAAAGGCGACUAUAAUUUGCAUUCUUGAGCAUUCUAGUACGCCGUAGUUGUUUAAACUCAAGUCGUUGCAGUGUUUAUGCGAAUUCACUUACUAUUGCUACUUCAGGAAAUUUCAGGGUUGUUUGAAAGAAAGACAAGUGCUUUUAAUAUUGUAAAAAAUCAUGCGUUGAAAUCAAGAUAUGCGUUUUGUUUACAUAUAUAUUCGCAGGCUAUUGCAUAAGGCUCUGUACAUAAGGCGUGUCUGUAUUAAUUUUGUCACAUUGUAUUUUACAUUUGAUUGACAACACUAUAAAUAGUGAUGGGCACAGACGCAUUUUUAUUGACUAAACCGGCAGGCUCUAAUUCAAUUCAAAGAGCCUGUUCGCAGGCUAUUUUAGUUGUAAAAUACUACCUGAUAAAUCACAUUUCCAGUGAUGCUUUUUCGGGCAAAAUCAUUCAGUGGGACAAUCAUUUUCAGUGGGACAAAUGUACUUGUGAUCUUGACUUUUAAUUGUGUCUUUGUUAGAUAAAUUCUCCUGCGACUUUGAAGAUCCUAACAGUUGCGAAUGGACUCAAGAUAAAAGUGAUGAUUUCGAUUGGACCAGAAAUCAAGCUUCUACACCAACACAACGCAGUGGUCCCACUACAGAUCAUACCAAGGGUUUGGAAAGUGUUAUAUUCUGUUUGCCGAGAUACCAUGCACUACCAUCACUUCAAUAA